This is a messenger RNA of Henningerozyma blattae CBS 6284, 1326 nucleotides long. RefSeq names its product Uba4p (gene UBA4). Gene Ontology annotation, molecular function: adenylyltransferase activity; thiosulfate-cyanide sulfurtransferase activity; URM1 activating enzyme activity. The record is from RefSeq and is a predicted model, not a curated record. NCBI's taxonomy places the organism in Eukaryota, Fungi, Ascomycota, Saccharomycetes, Saccharomycetales, Saccharomycetaceae. The coding region runs from base 1 to 1326 and encodes 441 amino acids. The transcript has a single exon. Gene Ontology annotation, cellular component: cytoplasm; cytosol. Gene Ontology annotation, biological process: protein urmylation; tRNA wobble position uridine thiolation.
AUGGGAGAUAUGAGUAUUUCAGUAACGGAGGAGUUAGAGAGAGUUAAGAAGGAGAAUGAACUUUUACGUAAGGAAUUAAAUGAAUUAAAGAAGGAAUCUAAACAUGAUCACAAAGAAUUAUCUCUAGAGGAAUACCGUAGAUAUGGUAGACAGAUGAUUGUGGAAGAUUUUGGUGGGCUAGAGGGCCAAAAAAAGUUAAAGAAUGCUAACGUUUUAGUUGUAGGUGCUGGUGGUUUAGGAUCACCUUCACUACCAUAUUUGGUUGGUGCAGGUGUUGGUCAUAUUGGUAUUGUUGAUAAUGAUGUUGUCGACUCAUCAAAUUUACAUAGACAAGUAUUACAUGACACUACAAAGGUUGGAGUAUUUAAAUGUGAGUCUGCAAAGGAACAAUUAUCAAAGUUAAAUCCAAAUAUUAAAAUUGAUACUUACUCAGUUAGGUUAGAUGCCUUUAAUGCAUUUGAAAUAUUCAAAGAUUAUGAUGUUAUACUUGAUUGUACUGAUACUCCAUUAGCAAGAUACCUAAUCUCAGAUGUUGCCGUCAAUUUAGGUAAAACUGUUGUAUCUGCAUCUGGUUUAGGUACUGAGGGCCAAGUUACGAUUUUAAAUUUUAAAAACAUAGGCCCUUGCUACAGAUGCUUUUACCCAACUCCUCCAAAUCCAUAUGCUGUAAAUUCUUGCUCGGAAGGUGGUGUAAUUGGCCCGUGUAUCGGACUUGUUGGUACCAUGAUGGCAGUUGAGACCCUUAAAGUUCUUCUGGAUAUCUAUACAAUUGAAAAUUUUAAACCAUUUUUGAUGCUGUAUUCUGGUUUUCCAAAUCAAACAUUAAGAAAUUUUAAAAUGAGAGGCAGACAAUCUUCCUGCCAAUGCUGUGGAAAAAAUCCAACUAUUACAAAAAAUACAAUUGAAUCUGGUGAAAUAAAUUAUUCAUUGUUUUGUGGUAAGAGAAAUUAUAACGUUUUAGAGGCUCAUGAAAGAAUGAACGUUUCACAAUUUCAUGAGAAUUAUAUUGUCAAUUCCCCAUCUAACCAAGUUAUUUUACUGGAUGUUAGACCACCACAUCAUUUUGGUAUCUCUCACUUUGAUAAUGCCAUUAAUAUAUCAGUUCCUCAAUUAACGAAGUUGAAUGGAAGUUUUUCAGAAUUACAAAAAAAAUUACCAUCAUUAAAUAAAAACAGUGAAGUGGUUGUAUUAUGUAGAUAUGGUAAUGACUCACAAGUUGCUACAAGGAUGCUGAAAGAUAAUUUUGGUUUAAAAAAUGUGAAAGACGUUCAAGGCGGUUUCUUUAAAUAUAUUGAUGAUAUAGAUAAUUCAAUCCCACAAUAUUAA